AUGCUCCGCCGCAAACCCACCGCCCUCACAAUCACGGCCGAAGACAUCGCCUCCUUCGAAGAGGCACACGCCCGUCGCCUCGCGUACCUACGCUACAAAAAGACAGGCGACGACCCGGAGGGUUUGUUCCGCAACGGGGCCGGCCCGGAACUCCAACAGCAGAGCGCGACAGAGUCACAAGUGAGCGGUGAGCAGCAGCAGCAGCAUCAUCAAGCGGCGGCAGCGGCGGUGGAUCCGAACGACGAGUUGAAGCCGUUGCCGGGGGAUAAGGCGAGGAUCGUGAGGGGGAGGGAGGAGCGCAUCAUGGGGCCCGGCAGCGCGAGAUGA
This is a messenger RNA of Cladophialophora carrionii CBS 160.54, 327 nucleotides long. RefSeq lists its product as uncharacterized. The transcript has a single exon. Lineage: Eukaryota; Fungi; Ascomycota; Eurotiomycetes; Chaetothyriales; Herpotrichiellaceae. The record is from RefSeq and is a predicted model, not a curated record. Gene Ontology annotation, cellular component: anaphase-promoting complex. Gene Ontology annotation, biological process: anaphase-promoting complex-dependent catabolic process. The coding region runs from base 1 to 327 and encodes 108 amino acids.